AUGAAGACAAGAGCCUUUUAAAUUAGACAGUGUUUCUGCUGACAUAGUGCUUUUAAAGUACUCUGCUCCUUUUACUGCAGGAUCUCAAAGUGCUUCACAAACCUUAAUUCAUUAAACACUAUUUUGGUGCCUGUGAGGCACAAAUUUGGUGCUUGUGAAAAGAGCUUAUCGGACAUGCCUGAAGACUUUCAUGGUAAUCUGCCAACCACAUACAGCACCGUCACUGCCCCACCAAAAUGCUUGAAUCCUAAUCUGAAAGAAUUAAGUAAUCCUAAUUAAAAGAUGACCCUUCUUGGCUCAUUCAUUUCUUGGCUUAUCUGAUGAGAAAACAAGGUUGCCAAUUAAAGAAGGAGAUGUGUGUGCAUCUCACACACACACAUGUGGAUGCUCUUCCACUUGGGGGUGUGUGAUGCACACACAGGGAUUUGGACUGAGACUCCCAAAUUGUGAUCCAGACUGUAACACUUUUACUCACUAUCCAUAUCAGCCAGAGCUGGAUUAAAGCAAGUGCCAUGUACGUGAAAGCCUUUAUAUCCCAUAUACAGUCUCAUGAACAAUCCACUUAGCUUGGUAGUACUAAAUUGAAGUUGAAUAAAACUCAGCUUCUUGGGAGGGUUAAUUACAGUGGCCUUGGUUGAGAUCUUUUGAUAUCCUGGUUUCGGUAAUUUAAUUACCUCUGGUAGCUAUAUUAUGACCAGCAGGAUUACUGAUUCCAUUUUCUUUCCAAUUCUGGUUUAGGUUGAUGUCAUAAGUCUAAUUAUCUGGAUUGUUUACACUUUUGAUAAGCUCUUCAGAGCAGGGACAUGUUCUGUUUUAUAUGUCUGUAAAGUGCAGUGCACACCUAUGUGAUGUAUAAAUAAACUGUAAUCUUUGCAACACUCCUGCAAGAGUUGCCUUGCCAGUUCUUCCUGCUGCUAUUUUCCUUUAUCGUUCUUCAUCCUGAUCCCUUGGUCCAGGUGCUAGUUUCUGGGUUUGUCCACGGACUGUACCAGGCAGGAAGAGGACUGCAGUCCAGUGAGGAGUGGCUGCUUGGGUUCUGAAAGUUCAGAGUGCUUAGCAAACCGCUUUCCUCAGUGAACAUGGUGAAAGCUGCAGUUGUCCUGAUAAAAUGUCCAUCAGGGGGCUGAAGAAGAAGCAACCUAAGACUUUUAAAGUGAAAGUUAUAACCAUGGAUGCUGAAAUGGAGUUCAGCUGUGAGAUGAAGUGGAAGGGAAAGGACUUGUUCGACUUGGUGUGCCGAGCAUUAGGACUAAGAGAAACUUGGUUCUUUGGCUUGCAAUACACAAUAAAAGGAAUGUACACCUGGUUAAAGAUGGAUAAAAAGGUUUUGGAUCAAGAAAUCCCCAAAGAAGACCCUGUUAGCUUUCGGUUUUUGGCUAAAUUUUAUCCAGAGAAAGUGGAAGAGGAGCUAUUACAGGAAAUUACCCAGCACCUAUUCUUCUUGCAGGUUAAGAAACAGAUAUUGGAUGAAGAAAUCUACUGCUCUCCAGAGGCUACAGUUUUAUUGGCUUCUUAUGCUGUGCAGGCUAAGUAUGGUGACUAUGACCCGAAUUUUCAUGAGCCAGGCUUUCUUGCCCAAGAAGAGCUGUUACCCAAAAGAGUCCUCCGGCAAUAUCAGAUGACAGCAGAUAUGUGGGAAGAAAAGAUAUCGGCUUGGUAUGCAGAGCACAGGGGUAUUGCCAGGGAUGAAGCAAAGAUGAACUAUUUGAAAAUUGCUCAGGACUUGGAGAUGUAUGGUGUCAAUUACUUUCCUAUUGCUCAAAAUAAGAGUGACACAGAUCUCCUACUUGGAGUUGAUGCUAAAGGUAUUCAUGUCUACAACAUAAAUAACAGGUUCUCUCCAAAUAAGUCUUUUGAAUGGAGUGGUAUCAGAAACAUUUCCUAUAGUGAGAAAGAGCUAACUAUUAAACCUCUUGAUAAAAAAGCAGAAGUUUUCAAAUUCUUUUCUUCUCAGCUCAAAGUGAACAAACUGGUUUUACAGCUGUGCAUUGGAAACCACGACCUGUUCAUGAGAAGGAGGAACGUUGACUCCAUCGAGAUCCAGCAAAUGAAAGCUCAGGCCAGGGAGGAAAAGGCUAGACAAAAAAUGGAGACUCAAAGGCUGGCCAGGGAGAAGCAGCUCAGAGAAGAAGCCGAGCGAGCCAAAGAAGAGCUGGAAAGGCGCCUCUUCCAGAUGGAAGAUGAAGCCCGGCAAGCCAACGAGGCACUGCUCCGGUCCCAGGAAACAGCAGAGCUGCUGGCUGAGAAAGCUCAGAUUGCAGAAGAAGAGGCCAAACUGCUGGCCCAGAAUGCUGCAGAAGCUGAGCAAGAGCGGCAGAGGUUGGAGAUCACAGCACUGAAAACCAAGGAGGAGAAGCGUCUGAUGGAGCAGAAGAUGCGGGAGACAGAGCUGAUCGCAGUAAAACUGGUGAAAGAGUCAGAUCGAAGAGCCAAAGAAGCUGAACAUCUAAAACAGGAUCUGCAUGAAGCCAGGGAAGCUGAACGAAAAGCGAAGCAGAAACUUCUGGAUGUAACGAAGCUUAAUUAUCCUCAUGUGGCCCGGUAUCCUCCUCAUUCACCUGCGGACACCAGAGAUGUCAGCUUUGACAAAGGAUCUGUAAAGAUGGAUUUAAAAGAUGUAGAUCUGAAGAGACUGUCCUUUGAGAUCGAAAGAGAGAGGUUAGAUUACUUGGAAAAGAGCAAAAAAUUUGAAGAUCGAUUGAAAGAGCUGAAGUCAGAAAUCCAUGCGCUGAAACUAGAGGAAAAACAAACUGGGCUCUACUCUCACUGGAAUGAAGUUCUUGGAUCCUUGGAUCGUUCAAUAGGAAAUGCUCCCUCAUGGAUGAAAACCUUUGGAGCUGGAGACUUGUUAGAUAUGAAUCUUCGAAAGCCCUUCCCAGCUUAUCCAUUAAAUGCCACAAGCAGCUGCCCAUGUACCAACAAGAAUCAACAUACAGUACCUGUGGAAAAGUCAACUUUUCAAACAAAUACCUUGGUUGCCAGCAAUGUGGGGACAGGAACUAGAAAACAGAUUAUAAAGGUUCAGCAGCAUGACUCGGACGUGAUCUACAUUUGAAGUGUUUCGGCAAUUCAGUAAUGCUUUCAUCAAGAGGUGAAAAGGUAGAAUUUCAGAGUAAUCCAUUUGCCUGCCACAAAAGUUACUUACACAAAACCACUAUAUACAUUUAGCUACCCAAUGAUGUCAGCAUCAAAACACAUCCUGUCAUGAGUGUGGUGCUGCUCAGUUUCCAGACAGGCAGCGUAUGCCUGUAGCACUGGAAACGACAAGCAUCUUUCAUACAGUAGCAAACAUGAAAUAAUAUAGGAGCCAAGUUACAUCAUAUGUGCUUUGUGAGAACACUUUAGGAGAAAAGGCAUUUUAAAUUUAAAGUGCGUUUUAAACUACAGAGCACCACUGAAAUACAGGACCCUUUAAAGCGAAGAUUAUCAAACAGUCAGUGGAACACACUGGGAGGAAGUGAUGUUUUGGAAGAUUCCUGCUUCUAUAAAAAAAAGUACAUAGAGCAUACAGGACUUUGUGUUUAAGUCUUUGCAGCUGGUGUGACACUUCUGAAGCCUGUUUCAGCAUAUUUGUUAGUCCACAGAACAUUUUUUCACUUAUCCCUAACAUAAGACUGUCUGCAUACUUGACUUGUAUUUCUAUUAGGGAAAGUUUAGCUCUUAAUUGAGGAUUGGACAGGCUUUUUUGUGGGUCUUAAUACAUCUGUUAUUUUGAUGUCUUAUGGAGAUGUGAAUGAAACCUUAAUUUGAAAGUGCAAGACUUCUGUUUCUGUAUGAUUUUUGUGAUGUGGAAUACCUUCACUGCUGACACCUGUAGAAGACUCUAUAACAUACUGUCUCAGAAAUUUAAGUACUAGAGACAAGAAACCUAAUGGUAUCUGCUAAAGAGGGACUCAUCUCUGAUGAAGAGUAAACAUGGUAUCCAGCAUCUACUUUAUCAGAACCAAUUUGUACUUGAGGAUGUUGUGUAUUAAAUGUGUAUUUAACUGAGAUCUUCAUACAGACUUCUAUGGAAGUAGACAAUACAAAAUUGUAGCUAAAGUCAGUUGAACAUGCAGGACUGAGUAAAAACAGAUGUUAAUGUUCAUAAACAUCUAGUCCUAUAAGUUAGGAAUCUAAAGUAUAGUGAAUAAAGUUUCAAUUUCUUCUA
Caretta caretta (loggerhead turtle) is the source of this 4150-nucleotide messenger RNA. Lineage: Eukaryota; Metazoa; Chordata; Testudines; Cheloniidae. The record is from RefSeq and is a predicted model, not a curated record.